GUUAGGUUUGGGGCUUAAAAUGAGAGGACAAAGGCCAUUGUGGAAAUGAAUGGUGCAUAUUGUUCGAGCAGGCCCAUGCGUAUAGGUGUUGCAACGCCAAAAAAUCAUCUGGAUAUCAACAACAGUACUCUUCACAAGGAUUGGUAUUGGCUGGAGGUGGUGGACAUGCAAGUGGUGCCAUUGCCCAAGGUUCUCAGUCUGAUGGCGAGCCCAAUAAGACAACUAUAUUUGUUGGAGGGCUUGAUUCUGAUGUCAAUGAGGAAGACCUCACGCAGCCAUGUUCUCAAUUUGGUGAAGUUGUCUCUGAAAAUACCGGUUGGAAAAGCAUGCGGUUUUGUUCAGUUUGCUAAUAGGAAGGAUGCUGAGAAUGCAAUGAAUAUGCUGAAUGCAACUGUUAUUGGAAAGCAAACAGUUCGUCUGUCUUGGGGUCGCAGUCAAGGCAACAAGCAGUGGAGAUCGGACUCAAGUAACCAGUGGAACAAUGGAGGACAUUAUGGAGGGCAGGGGUAUGGUGGGUACACAAAUGCUGCGCCACAGAAUCCAGAUCUGAGUAUGCAUGCUGCAGCUGCGGUUAACAGGUCUUCUUAACAGGGACAUUGCAGUUGCUAGCCGCAUGUAAACUGAAUUUUUGUGAGUGGAUUUUAGAUAUAGUUGUCAGUGUUGUUAAUUUCUGCAGGAUUGAUUUAGCUGCUUAUUUAGCUAAAUCUGUAAUAUGUGGAAUUUUGUGGCCGGAUUGAAUCAUCUUGAAGUCGAUGUGUGAGAUUAAUACUUUAUUUAGAGUUCUGGGUCUGCCCGAAUUUUUAAA
This is a messenger RNA of Rosa chinensis, 805 nucleotides long. Its product is annotated as polyadenylate-binding protein RBP47. The transcript is spliced from 5 exons. Gene Ontology annotation, molecular function: mRNA binding. Bases 46 to 588 code for a protein of 180 amino acids. The record is from RefSeq and is a predicted model, not a curated record. Lineage: Eukaryota; Viridiplantae; Streptophyta; Magnoliopsida; Rosales; Rosaceae. Gene Ontology annotation, cellular component: cytosol.